UACUAUAUUCCUAUAUCUUUGUCUCUGAAGCUUUUUCUUCACAUUCUUCUGUACUUGUCCUCUCUCUCUUUUAGUCUUCUUCUGUAUUAGGUCUUGUGAGUGAAGAAUUAUCAUGAAUGGCUAGAGAAGACAACUUGUGCUGUUACUUCCACCCAAAAGAGGUGGUUGUAGGUGUAUGUGCACUGUGUUUGAAUGAGAGGCUGCUCAUUUUGGCUGCAAAGCAAGGCCUCACCAGUACUACUUCUUCAACAAGAUCAGGAGGAACUCAUAGAGCUAGAAAUGUAAACAACAAUAACAACAGACAAUCCACCAUCAACCUUCCAAAGAUCUUUGCUUUUGGUUCUUUCCUUAGUCGAUUCGAGUUCCGGAACUGGAAAUCUGAUGUUUCUGAUCAUGAUGCCUCCACCAGUCCAGAAGACUCCUUUAUAUCAAUAAAGUUUGAAGACAAUGGGAAUGCAUCAUGGGAGAAGGGCACAGUUUCAAAGGUCUCACUUGAUCACUGCAGCAUCUCCUGGAGCCACCACAAUUUGACCAAGGAAGCUAAUAAUAAUAAUAAUAAUACUAAGGACACCAAUACUACUUCUACUACUACAACAACUACUAAUACUGCAAUGAUAGAGCAUGCCAAACCUCUUAGGUGGCGAAAGCGGAUUGGUCGAUUGUUCCAGCUCAUCAGAUGGAAGAGUAGAUCCAACGGCGGGAAUGUGUGCCACGUGGGCAGUAAGGUUGAAGGGGUCAAAAUGAGGAAGAGCUGGAUAAGAAGUCUGACAAAGAGAAAGACAUAAGAAGAAAUAAGAGAGAGAGAGAGGGAGAGAGAUCUGUUUAUUAUUCUUGAUUUAUUAUUAUUGAGAUGUUAUGAGUCAAAAUUGCUUUUCCUUUUUGGCUGAUUUUUCUACAUUAUUAUUAUUCAUUAUAAAACAGUACAGGCUGUAAAGAGAGAUUUCUACAUUACAAAUGUGUUCUGACUUGCUUGCUGGUU
Messenger RNA from Tripterygium wilfordii, 979 nucleotides. RefSeq names its product homeobox protein 10-like. The coding region runs from base 117 to 785 and encodes 222 amino acids. The transcript has 2 exons. Lineage: Eukaryota; Viridiplantae; Streptophyta; Magnoliopsida; Celastrales; Celastraceae. The record is from RefSeq and is a predicted model, not a curated record.